CGCAGGGAUGUGUCGUAAAAUAUUUAAAUUCGGAAGGUUUCUUAUGGAGGCGUAGUGACAGCAGAUCUUCUGCAGCUUGCUGCGUGGAACUUUUUUUUCCUCAGCGGCCCCUUGAACUUCUGUCUCUAAUUCGAAGAAGUUUGAUGUGAAAUUAAAGCCUGUAUUGCUACAAUGGGAAAGAAGCGAACAAAAGGAAAAAAUAUUCCUGCAGAUGUCUCACCAGAUGUACUGGGACCAACAUGCAAGCACCUUCGCAAAGGAUUGGAACAAAGUCUUCUGAAAAAAGUGUUGCAGACUGUGGACUUGAAUUCCUGCCAGGAUUGCCAGAUAGAUGACAAUAAGACAGAUGAAAAAUCUGAUAGGAGUGCAGAAGACAAACCAUCAAUAUGGUUAUGUUUAAAAUGUGGCCAUAGGGGUUGUGGCAGAAAUUGUCAAGAGCAACAUGCCUUAAAACACUAUGAAACACCAAGAUCAGAACCUCACUGUUUGGUUCUUAAUGUGGAAAACUGGUGUGUCUGGUGCUACUUAUGUGAUGAUGAAAUACAAUAUAAUUCGUCUACUCGACUGGGCCAGCUUGUGGAUUUUAUUAGAAAACAAACUUGUGUGAGCAUUCCAAAUACAGCUUCUAAAAAUGAAGAAAAACCUUUGGAAAACAAAAAACUUAAAGACCACAAAAAUGAGGAAGAGAAGGAGAAGAAGGAAAUCUUGUUCAAAGACAAUAAAAAUCAAUUAAAUGGCAAUUCAGAAAUGACGGUGAAAGGUCUUAGCAACCUAGGAAAUACAUGUUUUUUUAAUGCGGUUUUGCAGAAUCUCUCACAAACAUCAGUUCUGAGAGAGUUGCUGAAAGAAGUAAAAAUGCCUGAUUCAACAAUUACACUUAAACCACCAGAAUUCUCUAUAACGGAACCUUUGGUAGUAAUGCUUGAUCCUCCAAGACCUCUAACCCUAGCAAUGUGCCAGUUUCUGGCAGAAAUGCAAGAGACAAAAAAAGGAUCUGUGACCCCUAGAGAACUUUUCUCUCAGAUUUGUAAAAAAGCAACACGAUUCAAAGGAUAUCAGCAGCAGGACAGCCAAGAGUUGCUUAGAUAUCUGUUGGAUGGGAUGAGAACUGAAGAAAUCCAAAGAACGAGUGCUGCAAUUUUUAAGGCACUGAAUAAUUCUGACAAAGAAAAUGAAGAAUUGAGAAAAGAAGUUAAAGGAUAUGAAAAGAAAAAGCUAAUGCAUAGUUUUGUGGACCGCAUUUUUGGUGGAGAAUUAACAAGUACAAUCAUGUGUGAAGAGUGCCAAACAGUUUCUUUGGUACAUGAACCAUUUCUUGAUUUGUCACUUCCCGUCUUAAAUGAUCAAAAUGGCAAGAAAAAUAAUGUUAAAAAAUUACAGGAAAAAGAAAUUGACAGUUGUGAAGAAAACAUAGAAAAUGAAUGUUACGUUAAAGAAAGAGAUGAAAUUCCUGUUACAAGUAAGCAUCUACAGAAAAAGACGAAGAAAAUGGCCAGAAAGCAAGCAAAGAACCAACGCCAUCAGCAGAAAUUUCAGGAGAAAGUUAUUCAUCUAACAGAUAGUGAUGUUACUGAAAAAACUGAACCUGAUCAUGAUUGCAAUAAACAAACAAUAGAAAGUAACUCUGACAUAAGGUGUCUGAAACCAGAAGAGGAAGAGUCAUUAAACACGUGUGAAGAGCAUUGUGUGGAUAAAAAAUGUGUAGAUGAGCCAGAAAGUACAGUUCAAGUACAGAUCACAGGAAAACAUGAUGAAAAUGCAGACAGUUGUGAUCAAGAGGCAAAUAAUGAAGUCAAUUUGGAUGUUUCUAUAAAAGAGUUUCUUCCCACUACAGAGUGUGUCAAUAAAUUUGAUGAUUUGCAUCUUAAGGAAGAUAAGGUUGAAGAAGAUGAUGAUAUUAUCAGUGACUUCAGCAAGUUAUUCCUGGAGGAGGAAGAGCCGAGUGAUGAUACAGAUAGUUUGGAGGAAUUUUAUGGUUUUGAAUCACAAACAUAUGAAGUAGUAAAUGAAGAUCCAGAAACAGCAUUUUGUAGUCUUGCAGACAGCAAUACUAUAAAGAUAGAAGAAAAUUCAAUUUUUCAUUGCUUGAAUCAGUUUACUCAUAUUGAGAAACUUUGUGAAAACAACAAAUUGCUUUGCGAAGUGUGCACACGGAAUCAACUUUGUGGAAUCAAGACUAAUAAAAUAAAUGCCAAGAAAUAUGUAUACACUAAUGCCAAAAAACAAAUGCUUAUUUCUCUCGCUCCUCCAAUUUUAACCCUUCAUUUAAAAAGAUUUCAACAGGCUGGAUAUAAUCUCCAAAAAGUAAACAAGCACAUAUCGUUUCCUGAAAUUAUGGAUUUGGCUCCUUUCUGCUCAGUGAAGUGCAAGAAUGUAAGAGAGGGGACUUCAGAAGUAUUGUACUCAUUAUAUGGUAUUGUCGAACAUAGUGGGACUAUGAGAUCUGGUCAUUAUACUGCUUAUGUGAAGACAAGUACCACCAGCCAACUUUCUGAUCUUGUCAAUGACAAAAUUCAACCAACUUCAGAAUCUGAGUCACCCAGAAGACAAUGGUUUCAUGUAAGUGACACUCAUGUGCAAGCAGUAUCCAUAUCCAAGGUCCUGAAGUCACAAGCGUAUCUUCUCUUCUAUGAAAGAAUAUUGUAAACUGGAAAAAUUCAACCUAGGAAAGCUUCACCAUUAUUAAUUUUUUAAAAAAUCCUAAAAGAUGCAGUACGCAGAGAUCUAUCAUUACUGCGAGAUAAAUAGGGCUAACGAAUAGUUUGAAAGUUUAUUGUCAAUUUAUUUUCACAAGUUAUGAUAGGUGAGAUGCCCUGCAGAACACAAUUCAGGAGUGUCAAAUUAUAUUUGACUACCCUAUUUAAAAAGCUAAAACACGGUUCACCCCUAUAUAGUAUUUUGCAACACUUUCCCGAGGCAAAGAUGGCCCCAGUCUCCCAGCCUUUCAAAAAUGUCUAUAAAAACCUGGCUCUGCCUUCUCCCUUGGCCCUGACAGAGUAGUAGCUGUGGCUGGUUAAUGCCCUGAAGGUCUUCCCCCCAACCUUUUGAUUCACUUUUCAUGUUAAAUUUUACUAUUUUUCCUCUAUUGAUUUUUAUACUCAGUUGUUUUUUUAACAUAUUAUUUGUACACUACCAAGAGUGCCUCUGUGAGGAAAAUGAACUGUUUGUAAAUUUAAUAAUGAGAAAAUAAACAAAUGUUAUCUCAUAUAUAAAUAUAGUACACAUGCUUCUUGUAAUAUAAUGGGAAUCAUUUCUUCAUAUUGUAGUUGCCAUGAUUUUUUAAAAUUAAAAAUGCAGUUUAAAUCUACUUCCUGAUCUUUUGCAAUACAUAAUGUAAUCAGCCAUUUCCAAAAGUCUUGUGCAUAACAAAAGGUUCAAGAAUUAUUUUGUAUUUAAUAAAAGAUUAAGUAUUAGAACUAUGCAAAACAGUAAAAAUACCACCUUGACUACAAAUAUGUACAAAGCACUUAUUUUCAAAUUGUUAUGGCAACCACAUUUUUACAGCUUUGUGUACUUUAAGAUGUACCUGGAUCACAUGCACAUAUUUUUCGCAAAAGAUCUGUUUCUACAGGUGAAAAAUAGGUUCCUCAUUAUGGUCCUGUGCACUGAAAAACAUCUAUUUUGAACAUUUUGACAGUUCUUCCAUGUUUCCCCGAAAAUAAGACCCUGUCUUAUAUUUUUUUGAACACUGAAAUAAGCGCUUGACCUUACUGCAUGCACUUAAAAGCCCGCUUGGGCUUAUUAUCAGGGGAUGUCUUAUUUGGGUGGAAACAGGGUAUUCUUCAAUGUCU
Ahaetulla prasina is the source of this 3791-nucleotide messenger RNA. RefSeq names its product ubiquitin specific peptidase 16 (gene USP16). The transcript is spliced from 18 exons. Lineage: Eukaryota; Metazoa; Chordata; Lepidosauria; Squamata; Colubridae. Gene Ontology annotation, biological process: protein deubiquitination. The record is from RefSeq and is a predicted model, not a curated record. The coding region runs from base 172 to 2646 and encodes 824 amino acids. Gene Ontology annotation, cellular component: nucleus; cytosol. Gene Ontology annotation, molecular function: cysteine-type endopeptidase activity; cysteine-type deubiquitinase activity; zinc ion binding.